Molecule: messenger RNA, 3002 nt
Organism: Olea europaea var. sylvestris
Lineage: Eukaryota; Viridiplantae; Streptophyta; Magnoliopsida; Lamiales; Oleaceae
Product: pentatricopeptide repeat-containing protein At5g39680-like
Exons: 2
Coding region: 261-2345 (694 amino acids)
Biological process (GO): RNA modification
Molecular function (GO): RNA binding; protein binding; zinc ion binding
Source: RefSeq, a predicted model, not a curated record
UAUAAAAAAUGUGUGGAUAUAUUAUGUUCAUUGUUCUAAACCUCACAAACCGACCAACCAAGUGAAAGUUGAAACCAUGUUAUUCUGUUUGCUAUCAAGCGCCGUGAACACUUUUUUUUUCCUCUAGUGAACUCUUUUGUUGGAGGCCACGAUCUGAUUCAUAUGAAAGACGCCCAUAGAUACAGGCUUUUUCUGGCGCCCAGCAUAUAUAUUUAAACAGAACGGUGGAGAAUCCCUUGGAAACAGUUGCACUCUGCAAAAUGGUCAGCCAAAUACAGCGGCCAUCGUUUGUACCAAACCUUAAUGAAAUAAGAAAGUUCUUGAAAGUGUCAGCCGACUCUAAAAACCUCACAAUCGGAAAAACUAUUCAUGCCCAUUUGAUUGUAUCCAAUCAAGAUUCACAUGAUCACGUGAUCGAGAGAAAUUCUUUGAUCAAUCUGUACUCGAAGUGUGGUGAAAUUUCAAUUGCUCGCCAGUUGUUUGUUAGAAUGCGCAAAAGGAAUGUUGUUUCGUGGGGAAGUUUAAUGGCUGGGUAUUUGCAUCAUGGUUUGGCCUCUGAAGUUAUAGGAUUGUGCAGGAAUAUGGUAAAAGUAGACAAGUUGUGCCUAAAUAAGUACAUAUUAGCGACAGUUAUUUCGUGCUGUUCUCAUUGUGUGUUGCUAGAUGAGGGCCAACAGUGUCAUGGUUAUGCGUUGAAGUCUGGAUUGAGUUUUCAUCGCUAUGUAAAGAAUGCACUUGUGUCUAUGUAUUCAAUGUGCUCGGAUGUGAAAGGGGCUAUGCAGGUUUUGUAUUGGGCUCCUAGAUCAGAUUUGUGUACCUAUAAUUCUAUUUUAAAUGUGCUGUUAGAUCAUGGAUAUAUGAGGGAAGCAUUUGAGGUUUUGUGCAGAUUGGCUGCAGAAUAUGAGCGUUUGGAGUGGGAUAGUAUUACUUAUGUUAAUAUUUUUGGAUUUUGCGCUCGCAUUGGCGAUUUGAUUUUGGGCCAACAAACUCACAGCACAAUGCUCAAAAUUGGUGUUGAGCUUGAUCUAUUUGUUGGUAGCGCAGUCAUAGACAUGUAUGGAAAAUGUGGAGAAAUUCUGUCAAUGCGAAAUUUUUUUAAAAGCUUGCAAACUAAAAAUGUGGUCACAUGGACAGCAAUAUUGGCUGCUUAUUUACAGAAUGAGUGCUUUGAAGAAGUAUUGAAACUGUUUUUGGAAAUGGAAAUUGAGCAUAUUUUGCCAAAUGAGUACACAUUUGCAGUGCUUUUGCACUCAUGCUCUGGUUUGUCAGCACUUGGUUUUGGUAAUUCACUACAUGCACGCAUCGUGAAGAUGGGGAUGAAGAAUCACAUUAUUGUGAGUAAUGUUUUGAUCCAUAUGUAUUCAAGGUGUGGCUUGAUUGAAGAUGCUUGUAUCGUCUUCACAAAUAUGACUUGUCGAGAUGUUAUAUCUUGGAAUUGUAUGAUAACUGGGUAUUCUCAUCAUGGGCUUGGUAGGGAAACCUUGGCUGUGUUUCACGAGAUGCUAGCAGCAAAAGAGCAACCAAACUAUGUAACUUUUGUUGGGGCACUCUCAGCCUGUGCCUUUUUGGGAAGAGUAAAUGAAGGUUUCUACUAUUUGAACCAUAUGAUGAGAGAGCUUGGCAUUGAACCGGGGUUGGAGCAUUACACCUGUAUUGUUGGACUUCUGGGUAGAGCGGGGAGGCUUGAGGAUGCUGUGAAUUUCAUGCAAUCAACUCCAAUAAAAUGGGACAUUGUUGCCUGGAGAACAUUGCUCAAUGCUUGUUGUGUCCAUCAUAAUUAUCAUUUAGGAAAGCAAGUUGCAGAAACUGUGUUGCACUUGAACCCUGAAGAUAUGGGAGCUUGUAUCCUGUUGUCAAAUAUGCAUGCCAAGGCAAAGAGGUGGGAUAGAGUUGUGGAGAUUCGGAAGUUAAUGAGAGAAAGAAACGUAAAGAAAGAGCCUGGAUUGAGCUGGACAGAGAUAAGAAAUAACACACAAGUAUUUGUUUCUGGUGACAAUGAUCAUCCAGAGUCUGUUCUUAUUCGUGAAAAAGUAAAAGAGCUUUUGACUGAAAUUAAACCACUGGGUUAUGUUCCAACAAUAGCUUGUGAAUUGCAUGAUGUGGAGGAGGAACAGAAAGAAGAUUACCUCGGUUAUCACAGUGAGAAGUUGGCUAUAGCAUAUGUUCUUAUGAAAACACCCCCAAUGGCACCUAUUCGCAUCAUUAAAAACCUAAGGAUGUGUGUUGAUUGCCAUUCUGCCAUUAAAUUUAUCUCAAAAGUCACAAACAGAGUGAUAAUUGUAAGAGAUGUCAACCGUUUUCAUAGUUUCAGAGAGGGAUGCUGUUCCUGUACAGACUACUGGUGACAUAUAGGCCCAGCUUAGGAAAAAAUAUUUCAUGAUAUAUUAAACCAUCCAGUUCCCAGUGGAGGGAAUUGCAUAUAGCUAAUCUAGGUAAUUUAUGUUGCUAGACAUUUGUAAAUUGGUCAUAAGGGUUUUGCAGCAAUUAUCAAUUCAUGAGCCUAAUAUCCUUCCAUAUCCUCAUUCUCACAUAUAGCAACUUAUAAGUUAAGAGAAGCAAUGAUCCGCCAAUUGAAUAACAAAUCCAACGAUCUAGUACCUUGGUUGGAUUGAUGGCCAAAGCAAUUCUGAUAACAUAAGAAUUCCUAGUUACUUGGUUGAUACUUGUAAAUGACCUCUCAACUCUCUCUAUACAGCAUUUGCUGCAUAAUUUUCUCGGAUCACUUGGCAGAAUUGAAAUCAACGGUUAUAUUAGCAGGUCAUCCAUAGACAUCCAGUGUUCUAUCUUUAUAUCCCUGAAGAUGAGCGAAGGUGAACAUAUUGGGAGAGUUUAAGGCAUCAAAUGAUGGGGUGUCACGUGGUAUCUUGCUGUCUACUGGAUAGUUAAGAUGUUUGUGUAACAAGUUCAGCACCCGUUUUUUUGCCAGAAUGUGUAGUCUCUUUACUAUGACAAUAGUUAUAUUCAGCAUUUAAUCGCUCUCUGGACAGGAGGGAUCAAAUUUA